AUGUCUGCCAAUCCGUUCCUCUUAGCUGCCGACAAUAGCCCAGCUCUAUUACCUCUCCUUCGAGAGAAUCCUAAUCUAGCUUCCGAACAGGACUCUCACGGCUACUCCCUAGUUCAUGCGGCAGCAAGUUAUAAUCAUCUCGAUCUCCUCCGUACCCUAAUCCGCGAGUUUAAUGUGGAUGUCAACUUGCGCGACGAGGACGACGAGACUGCUCUCUUCGUGGUUGAAACUGUUGAAGCUGCUCGCGCUCUAGUUGAGGAAUUGGGAGCUGAUAUUACGAUCAAAGGCUCUGAAGGAUAUACGGCUUUCCAGAAAAUAGUCGAAGAGGGUGAUUUCCCAGAGGUUGCCGAGUACCUAAAAACCAAGGAAGAUACCAGUCAUGCGCAGGUCCUGUUGAAUGGGACCAAUGGGGACACAAACGCCGCGCCGCCUAUACCAGAUGGCCUCAGAAUAUCCGUUAGCACAGUUACACCUGCAGAGGAGACCGAACUCGAGGUUGAUCCCGAAUUUCGAAGAAGGAUAGAAGAGUUGGCUGAACGGGACGACUUUCACUCCGAUGCUGGCCAAGCUGAGCUCAGGCAACUAAUCCAAGAUGCCAUAGCGGAACGUAAUCCCGCGGAUCGCAACGUUCGUCCAAGACAAGACUAA
Molecule: messenger RNA, 648 nt
Organism: Daldinia childiae
Lineage: Eukaryota; Fungi; Ascomycota; Sordariomycetes; Xylariales; Hypoxylaceae
Exons: 1
Coding region: 1-648 (215 amino acids)
Molecular function (GO): protein binding
Source: RefSeq, a predicted model, not a curated record